GGACAGAUGCUUCUCGCCGUGUCAGUGCUUCACAGGGGCGACGCACGGAGCCGCACAACGCUGCUUUUUUACGAGUUCGACGCCGCUAAAAGUUGACACGUUCAAGCAUGCAGUACGAAUCGGGAAUAGUUCCCGACUUUGAUGAUGGAGAGGACUUACAAGAGGAACCCAAAACCUAUUACGAGCUGAAGAGUCAACCAUUAAAAAGCAGCAGUCCGUCGGAGCAGCGUGGCUCCUCCAAGCCUCCGCUCAGCUCCUCGGCCACGACCUCGCGCAUCUUGCUGCGACAACAGCUGAUGCGGGAGCAGCUCCAGGAGCAGGAGCGGCGGGAGCAGCGGAGGCAGCAGGCCUCUCAGUACCCACAAACCACAGCUGCACAGACCCCCGCCAUCAAUGUCACCGUCCCCGCCCCGCCCGCUGCACAGGUACCCAUGGAGGUGCUGAAGGUGCAGACUCACCUGGAGAACCCGACUAAGUAUCACAUCCAGCGCUCGCAGCAGCAGCAGGUCAAGCAGUACCUGGGAAAACUUGGCUCGCAGGUGUUGAGCUUGCCCUGUCCCAACCAGUGCUCGGACCACGGGGGCAUGCCGCCAGGGCCGGGCAACAGCGCCCCCAACAGCCCUAUGGCCUUACUCACCCUGAACUCUAACUGCGAGAAAGAGAUGGAUGAUGUCAUCGACGACAUUAUUAGUCUGGAGUCCAGUUACAGUGAUGAUAUCCUUGGCCUGAUGGACCCCGGACUUCAGAUGGCCAACACGAUCCCGGUGCCAGGCAACCUCAUGGACAUGUAUGGAAACCAGGGUAUGUCCCAGCAAGGUCUGCCUAUCAACAACUCCUGUCCUGCCAACCUGCCAAACAUCAAAAGGGAAUACUCAGUGUCACAUGCGCCGGCUAUCAUGCACAUGCUGGAUAAGUCUGCAACAUGUGGGAAAUUUGAAAACUAUCAGAGGCCUGAAGGGUUUCCUGUUGUAGAGGUAAGAGCUCUGGCAAAGGAAAGACAGAAAAAGGACAACCACAACUUGAUUGAGAGAAGACGACGGUUUAACAUCAAUGAUCGAAUUAAGGAACUGGGAACUUUAAUUCCAAAGUCAAAUGACCCAGACAUGCGCUGGAACAAGGGCACCAUCCUCAAGGCGUCUGUGGACUACAUCAGGAAGCUGCAGCGGGAGCAACAAAGGGCCAAAGAACUGGAGAGCCGUCAGAGGAAGCUUGAAAAUGCCAAUCGGCAUCUUAUGCUAAGGAUACAGGAGUUAGAGAUGCAGGCACGAGCUCACGGCCUGGUGGUCACGUCCUCCACGCUGUGCUCCGCCGACCUCGGGGGCCGCAGCAUCAAGCAGGAGCCCGCUCUGGAGGACUGUCACCCGGAUUUGUACACACUCCGCCCCCGCCUACAUCACCCGCACCACCCAGACUGCAACCCCGAGGCCCCCGGCACCCUGGACCUCGACGAGGGUCACCCCGAUUUCUCCGACGGCCACUACGGCGUUCACUGCAAGCCGGCCUCCAAACUGAACGACAUCCUCAUGGAAGACAACAUGUCGCCGGUGCGAGGCGGCGACCCGCUGCUCUCGUCGGUCUCCCCGGACGCCUCUAAGGACAGCAGUCGUAAAAGCAGCGUCAGCAUGGAUGAGAACGAUCAAGGCUGUUAGCGCCCUCUACUGGCUGUGGUCUGUGUUUACCUUUUCAAUCUCCUGUGACUUUUUUCCAAGCUUGAGUUCAAGGAUUGAUUUUAAGGCUCUGUUUGCUUUAUCAAACCUUUGAAGACAAGAAGUUACAUACUGUAUGUAGAGUUUUAUAUGCAAGAGAAAAUAGAGGCUAGAUGAUGUCGAUGAUUCCAAAGGGGAAGUGUUAAAUUGUCGUGUCGAGAAAACAUUUUUGAAAUCGCUAGCAAUAAUAGAAGAAAUAUCAGUUAAUUCGUGCUUUACACUCCUGGUGUCUUAGAACUUGAAGGUGCAGAUAGAGAGAUGCCUUAUAGACACUUUUCAAUCAGUCAAAGUGUAUUUAUAUAGCCCUAACAUGCUCAGUGGCCUUGUGGUUAGAGUGUCCGCCCUGAGAUCGGUAGGUCGUGAGUUCAAGCCCCAGCCGAGUCAUACCAAAGACUGUAAAAAUGGGACCCAUUACCUCCCUGCUUGGCACUCAGCAUCAAGGGUUGGACAUGGGGGUUAAAUUACCAAAAUGAUUCUCGGGCGUGGCCACCGCUGCUGCUCACUGCUCCCCUCACCUCCCAGGGGAUGAUGAAGGGUGAUGGGUCAAAUGCAGAGGAUAAUUUCACCACACCUAGUGUGUGUGUGUGACAAUCAUUGGUACUUUUUUUUAAUCACAAGUGUCUCAAAGGGCUGCACAAGCCACAACAACAGAUCCACUUUUGUAUCACCAUGCACACGCUGUGGUUGUUGGCCGUCUUCCAAUGGAAACUUCUUCAUGGACAAAUAUCAGUCACUUAUGUAUGUAUUGCAACAAACAAAACAACCUUAUUUAUAUAAAUAUAAGCUCCCCGAUGAAAGCAGUUUUAUUACAGUAGGGAAGGGAUUCAUAUGGCCCCCUACCUGGGUGGAUCUCACGUGAGAGGAAGAGCGAGGGUAAUCAUUUUCAAUCAAAGUUCAUUUAUAUAGCCCUAAACCAUGAGUGUCUCAAAGGGCUGCACGAGCCACAACGGCAUCCUCGGCUCAGAUCCCACAUCAGGGCAAGAAAAAACUCAACCCAAUGUAAUUACAAUGAGAAACCUUGGAGGGGAACACAGAUGUGGGGAUCCCCCGCACACCCUGGGCGACUGGUGCAAUGGACGUCGAGUGGAUCUAGUUCAUAGUGUGAGAGUCCAGUCCAUAGUGGGGCCAGCCGGAGAUCGUCUUGGGUGGAGAUAAUUCAGCAGCGCAGAGACGUCCUCAACUGAUGCACAGAUGAGUGGUCCAUCCCGGGUCCCGACUUUGACUUUCAUCUGUGGUCACCUAAUCUGUGCCCACCCUCUCCACGAAGGAAAGAGGGGCAGAACAGAAAAGAGACGGCAGAUCAACUGGUCUAAAAGGGGGGUCUAUUUAAAGGCUAGAGUACACUUGUGAUUUAGGGCUAUAUAAAUAAACAUUGAUUGAAACAUUGAGAGUAUACAAAUGCAAUGCAGUCUGCUGAAAAUGAUGAAAAGCGGCACUCUACAUUGCAACUGAGGCUGUGGUCAAAGUUGGAAUUGCCACAAAACACAUUUGACGAUAAUCGACACUCUACUGCCACCUGGCGGGCUAAAGUGAGUGGAGCACCCCUCCAAUUCGUCACGGUUCAUGUGUUAAGUAAACCGUGACGAAUGGAGCCAUAGGAGUCCCCUUCCUUCUGUACGUGUCGUAGCAAAACACUCCAAAUGUUUCCUGAGCAGCGCACAUCCAGAUCAAUACGAGGAAACGGUGAAUCGAUCAAGACAGAAGGAAUAGCAAUGAUGAAGAUUAGUUGAAAGUCUUGUGUGGGAUAUCACAUACAAAAACACAUUCAUGGUGCAGAGGGGGUCACCUUAUUAUGAGGAUGUUGGCUUUUCCUUUUAAAAUCAAUAUCAAAUCACUCUAGUAGUUUCACUUUGUCAUAAAACGUAGUUCAAGUGUGUAAUUAGUCUGUCCAAUCUGACUGCACAGCAGGCUUUGCAGCUUAGGACAGUCCCCAGUUUGUUACAAUAGUAUCCAAAAUGCGUGUCCAACAUGUAGCCCGGGGGUCAAUUGUGGCUCGCAGCUUGAGUUUGGUUGGCCCGCAGAAUAUUGUAGAGAUAAAAUCCAAUGAAAAACAACAGUGAAGAGGUCAGAAAAACCAUGACCAUGUCAUGAGAAAAAAGAUGACAUUUUCAAACUAAUAGUUGAUUAUGAUAGGCUUUGUCACCGACAACACAGAGCUGAUGCAAAGUUUUGUCCGUUUUCUAGCACUUUUUUCCAAAACAAAAGAAAAUGUUGAAAUGACCCCGGCAUGCUCUAACUGUCGGUAUGCAGCCUUUGGUUCAAAAAGCAAGACACAUUUGUUCAGUACAAAAAUGUACCUUUUUCAAGAAAUCACUUGAGGAUCAACAACAUUGCUAAGAACGGGUUUUCUAAGUGCGACACAGUAAGAAAAGUCUGCUACUGGAUCAUAUAUUGUGCUCUCUUCCAUUUAUCCAUCCAUUAUCUAACGCUUGUACCUUUUUGGGUCACGGGGCGAGGUGUUUGGGGGCUGGAGCCUAUCCCAGCUGCACUCGGGCAGAAGGCAAGGUACACUCUGGACAAGUCCAUAUAUCAUUUAUUGAACUCUUUCAUGGUAGGAACACAAAAACAAUCAGUUUAGCUUUUUUUUAACACU
Molecule: messenger RNA, 4299 nt
Organism: Entelurus aequoreus (snake pipefish)
Lineage: Eukaryota; Metazoa; Chordata; Actinopteri; Syngnathiformes; Syngnathidae
Product: microphthalmia-associated transcription factor-like
Exons: 10
Coding region: 108-1649 (513 amino acids)
Biological process (GO): regulation of transcription by RNA polymerase II; melanocyte differentiation
Cellular component (GO): nucleus
Molecular function (GO): protein dimerization activity; DNA-binding transcription factor activity, RNA polymerase II-specific; RNA polymerase II cis-regulatory region sequence-specific DNA binding
Source: RefSeq, a predicted model, not a curated record